Phaethon lepturus (White-tailed tropicbird) is the source of this 3154-nucleotide messenger RNA. RefSeq names its product nuclear transcription factor, X-box binding 1 (gene NFX1). Lineage: Eukaryota; Metazoa; Chordata; Aves; Phaethontiformes; Phaethontidae. The record is from RefSeq and is a predicted model, not a curated record. The annotation marks the transcript as partial. Gene Ontology annotation, molecular function: DNA-binding transcription factor activity, RNA polymerase II-specific; RNA polymerase II transcription regulatory region sequence-specific DNA binding; zinc ion binding. Gene Ontology annotation, biological process: negative regulation of transcription by RNA polymerase II. The transcript has 21 exons. Gene Ontology annotation, cellular component: nucleus.
AUGGCUGUGGGCUCGCUUUUGCCGCAGGGCGCGCUGGGGAAACUUUGCCUGCGGAGGAACAUGCGAGCCUCUAGUGCAUCAAAUUUCAAUCCUGAUGCUGCUGAUUCCAUUCCAGGAGAAAGACCGCUCACAGAUACAAACUGGGUAAAUAAAGAUAGGAAAGACUCUAACAGUAAUCAGAAUAGAAAUAAUUUACCAUGUCCUAGUCUGUCUUCUGAAAGAGGUACAGAUUAUGAAAGCUCUUCCACAAAGCAUCAUGGCUUUUGUAAUCCAGAAGGUCAGUAUGGGAAUUCUGAAGACUUCCACCAGUAUUUUGGUACCAGUAAAAGUUUGAAGAAUCGCAACUUGCAAAGCCAGAGAUGGCACAGAUCCAGAAACGAUAGCACAUGUACUAGAAGUAAGAUAAGGCAAAGUACUGCUGAUGUUGCUGCAGGUCCAGGAACUUCAGAUGCUGCAAUAUUACCUGGGAGAAGAGCACCUCCUAGGGGAUACAAUGACUUUCUGUCCUCGGAGAGUGACAGGGAGGUACCUAAUGCAGAUAGUAGAGGAGCAAAGCCAAAGAAAACGCAUCUGAUGCAUGCAUCUGGAAGAGGUUUCAGGGAGAAGGGAAAGCAGGUACAUGACCGGGAAAAGAGAGUGAGCUCUAAACAGAAAGUAGAGCUGUUUGGAAAUGUUCCAUCUUUGGAUUUGACUCAGUCUGACUCUUCAGAAUCAUCUGUUGGAAAAGCAUUCUGUGAUGCACCUGUUGGUAGUGGGGAUGAGCAGAAAGGCUACAAUUAUGUAAACAAAAGAUAUCCCCGGAAGCCUGUGUGGAAUAAACCUCCGGUAGAAAAGGAGUGUCAGAAAAGACAUGAUUAUCACCGUAGUAAAAACACAAAAGUAGGUAAGAAGUCUUCUCUUGCAUAUACUCCAAAAGAUAAAAAUGAGAGGAAGAAAGAUCUCUGUGUUCACAAAAACAAUGAUAACUUGCCCAGUGAAACCAGGCAUCAGUUGUCUGAUUCUGUCAGAUGUAAUGGACGAAAGUUCCUGCUAAGGGGGGAUCAGGCACCUGCACUUCAUUUCAGCUGGACCCAGUACUGGAAAAAGCAGAGUGAUGUACCAAAAAACAAAGAAACUCAUACAGGGUCGUUGAUUGAACAGCUGACCACAGAGAAGUAUGAAUGCAUGGUAUGCUGUGAGGUGGUCCGAAUAGUAGCCCCAGUAUGGAGCUGUCAGAAUUGUUACCAUGUAUUCCACCUGAAUUGCAUUAAGAAGUGGGCACGAUCGCCAGCUUCACAAGCUGAAGAUGGUAAUAGUGGUUGGAGAUGUCCAGCUUGUCAGAAUGCUUCUACUCAAGUUCCUAAAACUUACACGUGUUUCUGUGGUAAGGUGCACAAUCCUGAAUGGAACAGAAACGAAAUCCCACAUAGCUGUGGGGAACUUUGUGGAAAGAAGAGACAGUGUUUGGACUGUCCACAUCUUUGUAACAUCCUGUGCCAUCCAGGACCUUGCCCUUCAUGCCCAGCCUUUGUAACAAAAACGUGUGAAUGUGGGCAAACAAGUCAUUCAGUUCGCUGUGGUCAAUCAACAAAAAUACAUUGUUCUAAUGUAUGUGGAAAUACUUUAAACUGUGGUAAGCACAGCUGUACUCAAGUGUGCCAUGCAGGAAAAUGUUCACCUUGCCAAUUAACAGUACAGCAAGUGUGUUACUGUGGAAGCAACUUUAAAGAAGUAUUGUGUGGGACAAAGGAAGAAUUCUCUGAUGGAUUUGGGAAUUUCUCAUGUCAGAAUAUAUGUGGCAAAAAAUUAAAUUGUGGGAGGCACAACUGUACACAAGUAUGCCAUCCUCAGCCUUGCCAGCUCUGUCCACGACUUCCACAAGUAGUGUAUCGCUGUCCCUGUGGUCAGACUCCUCUCAGCAAGUUACUGGAGUUAGGAUGUGUUGAACGUAAAAUAUGCACAGACCCUAUCCCAUCAUGUGGAAAAACAUGUGGCAAACCUCUUUCCUGUGGUAGCUAUGAGUUUGUUCAUACAUGUGAAAGCCUUUGCCAUGAAGGAGACUGUAGACCAUGUUCUCACACAUCAAAUAUUUAUUGUAGGUGUGGCUUCAAAAAAAAGGAAGUCCCAUGUGCUCUCCUCAGAAAUAAAGCUGCUAUUACAUUCAUGUGUGACAAGCGAUGCAACAAGAAAAGAUCAUGUGGACGACACAAGUGUAAUGAAGUUUGCUGUGUGGACACAGAACAUAAGUGUUCUUUGGUUUGUGGCCGUAAACUCAACUGUGGGCUUCAUAGAUGUGAAGAACCCUGUCAUCGGGGCAGUUGUCAAACAUGCUGGCAAACAAGUUUUGACGAGUUAACUUGUUAUUGCGGUGAAUCUGUGAUUUACCCCCCUGUCCCCUGUGGCACUCAACCCCCAGAGUGUAAAAAAACAUGCACCAGGCCACAUGACUGUGAUCAUCCAGUGUACCAUUCAUGUCAUAGUGAGGAGAAAUGUCCACCCUGUACCUAUCUCACUCAGAAGUGGUGUAUGGGCAAGCAUGAACUGCGAAGUAAUAUUCCUUGUCAUCUCACUGACAUUUCCUGCGGACUUCGCUGCAAUCAGAUGUUAAAAUGUGGAAUGCACAAAUGUAAAAGAAUCUGUCAUAAAGGAGAAUGUCUUAUAGAUGAAGAGUGUAAACAGCCAUGUACUAUCCCAAGGCUAUAUUGUAAUCAUCCCUGUAUGGCUCCAUGUCAUCCUUCUUCACCCUGCCCAACAACAUCCUGCUGUGCAAAGGUUGAUCUUCAGUGUGAAUGUGGAAGAAGAAAGGAGAGUAUGAUUUGCUCAGAAGCAUCUAAUACAUAUCAAAGAAUAGCUGCUAUAUCUAUAGCCACUAAGUUAACAGAUCUACAGCUUGGGGAUUCAGUGGAAAUCAGUAGGCUUAUUACAAAAAAAGAAAUGAAGCAGGCCAGGUUGCAAUGUGAUGAAGAAUGCUUAGCUCUUCAGAGGAACAGGCGUCUUGCUGAGGCUCUCGAAAUAGAUGAUAAUUCUGAUCCUUUUAACAUCCGUUCUUCUGGACCAAAGUACAGCGACCUUUUAAAAGAAGAUGCAAGGAAGGAUUUAAAAUUUGUCAGUGACAUUGAGAAGGAAAUGAGAAUGCUUGUGGAAGCUGUGAAUAAGGUCAGUAUCCAGAUAUUCU